This is a messenger RNA of Penicillium waksmanii, 1611 nucleotides long. RefSeq lists its product as uncharacterized. The record is from RefSeq and is a predicted model, not a curated record. The coding region runs from base 1 to 1611 and encodes 536 amino acids. Lineage: Eukaryota; Fungi; Ascomycota; Eurotiomycetes; Eurotiales; Aspergillaceae. The transcript has a single exon.
AUGACGCCCGACGUCGACCCCCCACUAUCUCAUAACGAGACACGCGACUCCCAACAGACAAGCGCACAAGCCUCUAAAGAGCUACGCCAACAAUGCGUCGAUCUUCUUGGAGAAAUAGACGAGUUUCAAUCCAUGCUCAACAGCACCCUCCGCAAUCCACAAAUCGUGGAGCUGCGCCAGUUCCGAUCAAAUGUGAAUUCGGAAUUCAAGAUGCUGCAAAGACUGGAAGAGCAGAUGGAAGCUUCUAAUGGACCUGAUAGAGGCCAGCGGGAUCCUGAUACCGAGAUGCGAUUUUUGCACGCAUUGCGCUCGUCCAAUUUGCCUUUCUACCAGGCCGUGUGGAGCAUAGCUCGCGGGUCCUGUGCCGGGCUUUUUGCGCUGGGGAAGCGGUUUUACUGGGACCGGAAGGCGUGGCCGCUUGAAGAGAAGAAGGCGCAGAAGGGGGAUGGGUCGUGGGAGAAGAACAAGCAGCCCAAUAAAGAUAAGCGCAAGAGUGUGUUUGUUGAUAUUGUGGCGGAUGACGGCGAAUCGUGGGUGAAGGUUUCAACUAUCUCGGAGAGCCGACUGCUUUUUGACAUGGCGAAGAAAGGCUGGGAGAGAGAUAGUGAUUCUGAUACAUUCUCUGAUGAAGACGGUGAGGGGUCGCCGAAGAGAACUGUCCUACGCAACUUCGAUGGAGAGGACUCGGGAGAAGACUCGGAUGAUGAUGAGCUGGAGCUCAUUAAACUGGCACGCGAUCUAAGGAAAGCGGCCGAUGCUACACGAGUGAGGUACAGACAUCCUCGGCUACGCAUUGUUCUACCAAAAAUUGAGGAGGGAAAUGUUCCUGAAAUCGACGAUGUUCUGAAGGAAAUGCGGAGCUAUGGAAUUAAGGUGGAGUGCCAGGACAGCAUUUCUGCGAAUGCCAGCCAGGAAAAGCUCAGUUCUCUCCUUCCCCAGCCGUUCAGAAACUUCACCACGGCCGUGAAUAUCGACUGCACCCUGCUACUCGCCAUAGUGUCCGAUCUAUCCCACGUAAAAGACAUCGUCAUCUUGCCAAGUUUUCAUAAAGCCAUCGUGCGGCAGAUCGAGGUCGAGAAGGAACAACCACUCCUUCCAACAGAGCUUUGGCCAGCGAUGGGUGCCCGUGAGCUUCUUUGCACCAAGGAAGCCGCAAAGCGAAUGUGCGAGAUCGUUGAGACUAUUGGCACAGCAACGGAGAAAGAACGAAUGUACCUCGUAUUGGGAAAUGCUCCAAACGAUCGGCUUGAUCGCGAGUCACUUAUUCGAAAAUUCCAGAGCUUGUCUGACUGGCAGGUUCCGGCGGAUUGGGCACUACCUAUUAGGAUAGUCGAUGCGCAACCAGCGAUCGAGGCAGCAAAAGCUGAGGGAAAGCUUCCCCCAGUAUCCGACGAAGUCGCGCAAGUCUUGUCGGAUAUAAAUCAUAGCGUGUUCAUGUAUGGAUGGGCAGCUAGCCUGACAACAAUUUCUAGUAAUCGGACGAUCGAUAAACAGAUCGAGGUCACGAUUGAGAAUAGCAGGCAGGUGGAUGAGGAUGAUGUCGAAGGUCCCCAGGUUUGGAUUUGCGAUACUGCUCGCAGUUUGGUGGGGAAAGAUAAAGGCCGCAAAUGA